Molecule: messenger RNA, 1104 nt
Organism: Perkinsus marinus ATCC 50983
Lineage: Eukaryota; Perkinsozoa; Perkinsida; Perkinsidae
Product: 300 kDa antigen AG231, putative
Exons: 1
Coding region: 1-1104 (367 amino acids)
Source: RefSeq, a predicted model, not a curated record
AUGGUGCCCUGUGCAUGUGAGAACUGGUCUACUGUAACAUCAACGUCGACGACAGUUCCGCCGAUUGAUUCGUCUACGACAGCCGCCCCCACGACAACGAGCGUACCGGCCCCUACCACCGUUGCGGUCGCUACGACUGGAGAGGUUGCCACUGAUACUACGACGACUGAGGAGGCCGUCAGUGCUACUACUACGACUGAGGAGGCCGUCAGUGGCACUACGACUGAGGAGGCCGUCAGUGGCACUACGACUGAGGAGGCCGUCAGUGGUACUACAACGACUGAGGAGGCCCCCAGUGGCACUACGACUGAGGCGGCCGUCAGUGCUACUACUACGACUGAGGAGGCCGUCAGUGCUACUACUACGACUGAGGAGGCCGUCAGUGCUACUACUACGACUGAGGAGGCCGUCAGUGACACUACGACUGAGGAGGCCGUCAGUGGUACUACAACGACUGAGGAGGCCCCCAGUGGCACUACGACUGAGGAGGCCGUCAGUGGUACUACAACGACUGAGGAGGCCCCCAGUGGCACUACGACUGAGGAGGCCGUCAGUGGUACUACAACGACUGAGGAGGCCGUCGUUGAUACUCCGACGACCGAGGAGGCCGUCAGUGACACUACGACGACUGAGGAGGCCGCCAGUGUCACUACGACGACUGAGGAGCCUGUCAGUGGCACUACGACUGUCGAGUUUGUCGAGACUACUGAGGCGGUCGUUGGCACAACUGAAGCGGCCAAUUCAGCCGAGACAACUACCACACUACCUGCCGCUGAGGGCGAUAGUGUAGAUGAUGAAGGUGACAUGCCUUACUGUGAUAACUACUGUAUCGGCUUGAAUAGUGGCAAGUCGUAUUGCAAGUCGUGGCUGUCUGUGCCCGUCUGCCAUGGUGGUGACCAAUCAUGCGAUACUUCUGUUUGUAUCCCGGACGAUACCCACUCCGUGGAAAGCUCCACUUGUGAUACGUACUGCGUCAAGCAAAACCCCGACCUUGCCGAGGAUGAGGUGUCCUACUGCAAGUGGUGGUUGGGUACUCCUACUUGCUUUAGUGGAGACCAGCCUUGCCCCCCAAGUGUAUGUGGUGCCGGCACUCCUGAUUAUUAA